Messenger RNA from Rodentolepis nana, 909 nucleotides. NCBI's taxonomy places the organism in Eukaryota, Metazoa, Platyhelminthes, Cestoda, Cyclophyllidea, Hymenolepididae. The record is from the annotation of a GenBank genome assembly.
AUGCUUACCCGGUGGGAAUAUUUACUUGUGAACCGGGAGGCAGGUAGGUAUUUCCAUACAUUCCUUGAUAUGCACUUAGUCUUUCCUGAUCUUGAUACAAUCCAGGCUGGGAAAGUGGAUAUUGCAGGGAAGGAGAUCUCAAGGGUCGCAUAUUUUGAGAUGGUGAUUGCAUUCUAAGUCGAUCGUACUCGGAUCUAAGGAAACGAUUCUCUUCCUCAAGAUUGAUCAGAACCUUAUCCAGAGAGCCAGCGCUUCCAGUUAACAUGGGUGCAGUCCAUCCACUCGGGUUACGGUAGUACCUUGGCUGAUAAUUUAUUGGUGGACCGGUGACGAAGACUGUAGAGGCGGGAUGAGUUGGUGGUUGGGAAGAGGCUCUGAAACUACUUCCUCCUCCACGCAGCUGAUUUGGACGAAGUGUAUAAUAUGCAGGUUCGACUGGGCGAGAUCGAUCAUAAUUGACACUGUUGUAAUUCCAAGGUGUGGUGAGCGAAUGCGUGGAAUCUUUGGUCCCAUAGUACAUUGGUGGCCGAGCUCCAGUCGUCGUGAGUGAAUUUUGGCGUCUCAGUGAGUGGCUGUACUGGGCAAUGAGUUCAUGCUCCUGAUCCAUUGACCCUCCUCUUCGUGGUCUAUUGCCACCACGCGGAAUCGAACUAUCCAUCAGUUUAUUUGCAGAUGAGGCAGCCGGAAUCAUUAUUCGCUUCCUCGUUUCUCCCAGAGAAGCUGGUCGUACCGACUGUCUAUUACUUGGAGAAGGAUUUGUGUUGGGGAAAUUGGCCGAAUUUUGCCGAAUCGGCACUGCUUUUGGUGGUCUGUUGGGAACAAAACAUUGAAUAUUAUAUAGAAGUUUCUCUAAGGUUUCACAUUUUUGUCAGUAUUGGCAUAUCAUCCUUCCGGUGGGGUCUGAAAUAG